AUGACUGGGAGAGAGAGAGACUUGGGGACUUGUUCCAAUGGUGGAGGCAGUGACUUCCCUGAUUCCGACUGCAUUGGGCCAGAGUUCAGGCCCAGGAUUGAGGUGGAGGGUAGCGAAGGCUCUAAGCCUGUUCCCGCUGUCAGGAAAAGUCAACUUCUUUACAACCUGGCACAGAAAAAAACAGCUGUCCAGUCUUCAACCAGUAGCAGUGUAAGUAUUGCUGGUAAGGCAGUCGAUGGAAACAGAGAUGCAAGCUUUCAAAGAGGCUCUUGCACACUUACCAAUGCAGAAUCUAAUCCCUGGUGGAGGGUAGACCUGGUAAAUGUGUAUACGAUUGGGACUGUAAUGAUAACCAACAGAGAUGAAUUCGAAAACAGGCUGGAUGGUGCUGAAAUCUGGAUUGGAAAUUCAACAACAAUCAGUGACUCUAAAAGCAUCAGGUGUGCCGUCGUCUCUCAUAUUCCCAGAGGACAAGCAUCUUACUUUCCAUGUAACUCUGUGAAGGGACGCUAUGUUACUGUGUUUCUACCAGGAAGUGCAAAGGUCCUGAGUCUCUGUGAGGUUGAAGUGUACUACGGAUACCCAUUACCCAAUGUGGCACUCAAAGGAGAAGCUACCCAGUCAUCCACACUCUCUUUUGCCACUGCGUCCAAAGCCAUCGAUGGCAGACGGAACUCGUUCUACAGCGAUGGGUUCUGUAGUCACACAGCUAAAGACGAGACCAACCCCUGGUGGAGGGUGGAUCUGCAGCGAAGCUUUACAAUCACUGCUGUAAAAGUCACCAACAGAGGAGACUGCUGUGCUGAAAGACUGGAUGGAGCUGAGAUCAGAAUAGGAAACUCACUGGAGAACAAUGGAAACAAUAAUCCCAGGUGUGCUUCCAUCUCACAUAUCAAUGCGGGUAAAACCUACACAUUCCAGUGUGAUGGAGGCAGCAUGGAGGGUCGCUUUGUGAACGUGUUUCUUCCUGGACAGAAGAAGACUCUCACCCUGUGUGAAGUGGAGGUGUAUGCUGCCCCAGCAGUGGAGCCGCUUCAAAAUGUGGCCUUAAACAGAGAAACAGUACAGUCAUCGACUUGGUAUGGGCCAGUGUUUGGGCCUUCAAAAGGUGUCGAUGGAUGCAGAAAUGGAGACUUGUGGCAAAAAUGCAGUACUCAUACUGCAGAAGAUCUGGGUCCCUGGUGGAGAGUAGACUUGUUGGCUGUCUAUAAAGUCAGUGCUGUCACCAUCAUCAACAGACAGGAUGAUUUUAUAGAAAGGAUUCUUGGGGCACAGAUCCUGAUUGGGAACUCGCUUGAGCAAAAUGGCAACCAAAACCCCAGGUGA
Molecule: messenger RNA, 1326 nt
Organism: Oreochromis aureus
Lineage: Eukaryota; Metazoa; Chordata; Actinopteri; Cichliformes; Cichlidae
Exons: 6
Coding region: 1-1326 (441 amino acids)
Source: RefSeq, a predicted model, not a curated record